Molecule: messenger RNA, 3871 nt
Organism: Rotaria sp. Silwood2
Lineage: Eukaryota; Metazoa; Rotifera; Eurotatoria; Philodinida; Philodinidae
Source: the annotation of a GenBank genome assembly
AUGGUACAGAAUAAAAUCGCUUCGCAAAUCUUCGAUAUGACAUCGCCAGGUGUACAUGCCUUUUUAAUCAUUGUUCGCGUCGAUCGUUUUACACCUGAAGAAAAAAAUACUAUUGAUUUUAUAAAAAAAAUUUUCGGUGAUGGUGCUGCCAAAUAUUGUAUCAUCAUCUUUACUCGCGAAGAUCAAUUGGAAGAGGGUCAAACUAUUGAUGAUUUCAUAAAUUCAUCAGACCAGUUGAAAGAGCUAGUUCACUGUUGUGGAAAUCGUAAACUUGCCAUCAACAAUAAGUUAAAUGGUCAACCGUUAAAAAUAAAAACCGACCAGUUGCUUCAAAUGAUUGAUCAAAUGGUGCAAAGCAAUCGUGGUAAAUACUAUACGAACGACAUGUACCAAAAGAUCGAGCAGCAACGUAAAAGAGAACAAGCAAGACAAGAAGAAGAAGAUCGCGAAAAAAAGAAAGCAUACGAAGAGUCACUAAUUUCAAAAGUAAGUUUAUUGCUGUAGGGGUGACUAUUUAGUCUUACUUUAUUAAAUAAAGAUAAAUGACUCAUUUAUCUUUAGAAAAUAAAGAUACAAUAAAAAAAAUAAAGGGUUCUUUUUCUAAGCGCUAAUGUGACUGAUAACGUUGCAAGACACAGACCAUAUCUUCAGAAAACUUUUACUAGUCAAAUAAGUGUAGUUUGACUGAAAACAAGUUAGUUAAGAAACAAAAUGAAUUUGUGCUUUUUUCUUAAUAUUUAGCUGAUUUCAGUUAGAAAAACGAUGCUUCUGUCAAAGGUAGUAACAUAUUCUGAAUUAGCAUAAAAAACGGAGCUGAAUGAUGGAUGUUUCAAAUAUUUUUGAAGCAAUUCUUUUUGAUCGAAAACUUUUUCCGUACUCCUCAAGCUUUUUAGACUGAAAAAUGUGUUUCAUGAAAAACGCCGAUUUCGUCGUUUCAACAUCCUCCACUGCGUGUUGCAAUAUCAUUUUGCACUUGUUAAGGUUGUUCGUCACUAUCUGAAUCACUUUCUGAUGAAGUUCAAUUUUUGGUCCAAAAAUCCUGGAAGAGAAACUAGGGGACGAAUUUUUUGAUCAAAAGAAAAUGUUUCAAAAACUUCUGAAAUACACAGCAGUGGACUUCUAUUUGUAUGCUAAUUUGAGAUAUGAUAUUCGUCUUGAUUCAGUGAUCAUUUUUGUAAUUGAAAUCUGCUAAAUAUCAAGGCAACGGCAUAACUACAUGCCAUUUCUUAAGCAACUUAUUUUUAAUGAAUAUAUAUUUUUUUAAUGAUAAAAGUGUUUUUGAAUAUAAGCCAUGCGGUCCUAGGCCACUUUCAGUUGCACUAUUGCUAGAAAAAAAAUCUUUAUUUCUUUAAUUUAUCUUUAUUUUUUGAAAAUACAGGAUUCAUUUAUGUUUUAGAAAUAAAUUUAAAUAAAUCAUUCAUCUUUAUCUUUUAUUAUAAUUCGAAGUAAAGAUUAAGGGUUACUUCUGUAUUGCUACAAGCAAAAUUGUUUUGUUAAGCGGUUGUGUGAUUUUAGGGUCGAGAAAUAGCGCGGCAAGAAGCAGAAAAACGGGAACAAGAACAACAGAAAGAACGAGAAGUACGCUGAUUGCUGUAAGCAAAAUUGUUGUCGUUAAGCUGUUCUGUGAUUUUAGGACCGAGAAAAAGAAGAGCGACGAAAAGCAAAAAAACAAGAAAAAAAAGAGCGACGAAAAGCGGAAAAACGGGAACAAGAACAACAGGAAGAGCGAGAAGUACGUUUAUUGGUGCAAGCAGAAUUGUUUUCAUUAAGUUGUUUUGUAAUUUUAGAGUAGAGAGAAAGAGCGGCAAAAAACGGAAAAACCAGAAAAAGAACAAUAUUCAACGAGGAAAAAUAUCUGCAAUUGUCCGUGUCAUGAAAACCCAGGUAUUCUACAUGCUGUGCCAUGCUGUUCAGGUAUUCAGCAGCCAAUUAGUCUGCUUGGCUCUUUGCUAUCCCGUGUAAUCAAAUAAGUGAUCACAACAACUAUUAAUCAGCCGCUUUUUCCUUGAUAAACUAAGAUAAUACAUGUCUCGUUAAAACACUUCAACUCCUCGAUUGCUUAUCCUCGUUUUUAAUAAAAAGAAUUUUGAUUGUUUCAUAAGAAAAUUAUCCAAUACUAUUCAAUCUUUAUCGGCCAAGCCAAACCUGAUGCAUGGAUAUUUUUUUAGAAAUCAUUUCAAUUAUUGUCGGAUAAGUACAUCGUGCAAAGCUGAAACUUUGGUCAUUAGUAGCACUACAUUGAGUCUCUGACUAAGAAAAAAAUCAGUUCCUUUAAUAACACUCUUCACUUGUAAUCAAUUCAACAAUAUUCUGUGGAACACGGAGGAGAGUAUGGGCGUGGAAUUGGUAUGUGAGAAUUCUCUGAACGAAGAGAGCAUGAUCCACACCGAAACCCACGCUACACCCAGGUUCCACACCCCGAUACGCAAGAUGUCGCCUUAUUAAAUAAGCAUAAAUGAGUAUUCUAUGUAUGACCUGACAAAGAAUAGAACACACACGGUUACGUUUAAAUCAUUGAUGAGCAAUAAUGGAUUAAGUUAUUUUUAGAAAAAGCAAGAUAUGGUUGGGUUGGUGUGUCCGCAGAAGGAAUGUGAAUGAAAAUACGAACAUUAUGCAGCUAUUUCAAGAUAAAAUGUCUGAGGAAAAAUUAAAACAUUGAUCACAGUCGUCACUUGGUUUUCAAUUAAUAAUGUUGCAUAAAAUGAUCUUAUUUAAGAAGGAAAGUUUCGGAAAUAUCUUUGGGUUAAGUUUAAAUGAACUCAAUCUGCAGAUCUCGAAAAAGCUUUACGAUUUAAAUUGAUUCGAUUGGUAGAUGUUUGUAAAAUUUUCCAAUUCAGUCCAAAACACUUCGUACGUGUUUGGAAAAGACUCGAAUUCGAUCCAAUUCAACUAAGUCCAUAAGUUGAGCUGAAUGGAGUUGUUCAACAUUGUGUACAUUUGAUACGAACAGAAAAAAAUACCUGACGAAAUAGUGAUUGCCAAUAGAACCAACUGAGGAAUCCAGCAUUGAUUUUUUGUGUUGUUUUUUACACUCGAUACAGCUUAACUAGCGAAAAACUUACACUGAUGUCACCAUUGAUCAUAAUUGAUCAAAGCCGCAACCUCUCAUGAUUAAUAAAUCACAUUCAAAAGAUUUUAAAUUUCACGAAAACUAAGCAAAAAUGACUUUUACACAUGUACAGCCAAGAGUACUUUUUUGUGGCAAUAAUUUCUAUGACAUAGUUUCAUUUAACAACAGGACAAAAUAGUUUUAUGCAUUUUGAUGUGGGUGUAGGGUGUAGGUGUGGAUGGGUGUGUGGUCUGGAUGUCGUGUGUGGGUGGGGUGUGGGUGGGGUGUGUGGGUGUGGAUGUGGGUGUGGGAGUGGGAGUGGGUGGGUGUGGGGUGUGGCUGUGGCUGUGACUAUGGGGUGUGGGUGUAAAUGAAUAGUAUACCCACACCCACACCCACACCCUCUGUAGGUGUGGAAUGUGGGUGAAAGCAUUCUUUCUUUUUAUACGAGCACCCACAUCCUCAUCCCAUCCAAUAUAUGGGACUGUUCUGUGUUAGUCUGAGACAUUUAGAAAUGAUGCGUGUGGGUGAAUGUGGGUUGAUCGGCGAAUGACUGCGCGAGAGUAUGGAUGGAUAUAAUACCCUGGGGAACCCACGAUCACACCCAUACCAAAACUCUCACCUCAUACCCUAAUUGACUUUUAAUUGAAAAAGCUGUUAGUGCAAUCUCUGCGAGAUUAAAAUGUGAAACACGAUAUACUCAUUGUUGCUAAUCGCCUAAAAACUAUUGUCCAUUUCAGAGUUAAAUGGCUGUGACCAUUUUUUGAAUAACUUUUAAUCGGCAAAAGCUGUCUAGCUCGGAAUUGUGCAGUUGGAAAGAGC